AUGCACGUGCUGACGCUUUUAAACAAGCCAGCAGGUCACCGUGAAAAUGGGAACCUCCCCCGUGAGGUAUUGCUCAGCCUCGAGGCAGUGACCGGGAAAAGUUUCGGAAACAAGGAUUUUCGUGCUGCUUUGGAAAACGGAGUCCUGCUAUGCGAUCUAAUUAACAAGAUCAAGCCUGGUGUCAUUAAGAAGAUUAAUCAUCUGUCAACGCCAAUAGCUGGCCUGGAUAAUAUAAAUGUUUUUUUGAAAGCCUGUGAAAAGCUUGGAUUAAAAGAAGCUCAGCUUUUUCAUCCCGGUGACCUUCAGGAUUUAUCCAACCGAGUUACUGUCAAGCAAGAAGAGACCAACAGAAGAGUGAAAAAUGUUUUGAUAACGUUAUAUUGGCUGGGUAGAAAAGCUCACGGCAACCCGUACUAUAAUGGCCCACAUCUUAAUUUAAAAGCCUUUGAAAAAUUAUUGGGUCAAGCUUUGUCAAAGGCUCUUGGAGAAUCUAACAGUCCCAAGCGAAGUGGAAGGGACAGUGGGUACGGCGACAUUUGGUACCUUGAGCGUAGUGACUCGCUUUCUUCAUCUGCCAGCCAUAAGAGAGAGGAUUCGUUCGAUAGCUUGGAUUCGUUUGGCUCAAGGUCUUCCGCCAGCCUUUCAUCAGACAUAACUCUAAAAGGUUGCAGUGAAGCUGUAUUAGACAGGGGUUAA
This is a messenger RNA of Gekko japonicus, 696 nucleotides long. Its product is annotated as LIM domain only protein 7-like. The transcript has 8 exons. Gene Ontology annotation, molecular function: protein binding. Gene Ontology annotation, biological process: regulation of signaling; regulation of cell adhesion. Lineage: Eukaryota; Metazoa; Chordata; Lepidosauria; Squamata; Gekkonidae. Bases 1 to 696 code for a protein of 231 amino acids. The record is from RefSeq and is a predicted model, not a curated record.